AUGAAACAUAGUAUUUUAAAAGUUGUAUUCGUUUUGGUUCUAUUGUGGGCACAGCUGGUCGUUAGUGCACCAUCUCUCCCACAAAACGAUUCCGGGGGUGUAUCAUCUUUGAAGGUAAAGUCUUCGUGUCAGUUGUAUCCAAUUAAGAGCGAAUGGAUAAUAAUGGAUUUUAAACGAUAA
This is a messenger RNA of Clunio marinus, 180 nucleotides long. Lineage: Eukaryota; Metazoa; Arthropoda; Insecta; Diptera; Chironomidae. The record is from the annotation of a GenBank genome assembly.